Messenger RNA from Funneliformis mosseae, 272 nucleotides. The record is from the annotation of a GenBank genome assembly. NCBI's taxonomy places the organism in Eukaryota, Fungi, Glomeromycota, Glomeromycetes, Glomerales, Glomeraceae.
AAACUACUUCUUCAUCAAACAACCCCUUUAUUACACCAGAUUUUAUUUAUGUUCCAUCCUUUAAUGAUAAUUUUGUUGAACAAGAUCAAACGUCCUAUAUGCCGGAUAAAGAAAUGUAUCAAUCAACAAAUGUAUGUUCAACCACAAUAUCCAGCCCGGUUGUAAUUUACCAACUGUCCGGGAUAAAGAUGCAGCAAGAUACGACGACGAUGCAAUUCGAAUUAGUGUCACAUUUUGUUAAAACCACGGUUUGGUAUUCUACUACCUACGCA